Cuscuta campestris is the source of this 1785-nucleotide messenger RNA. NCBI's taxonomy places the organism in Eukaryota, Viridiplantae, Streptophyta, Magnoliopsida, Solanales, Convolvulaceae. The record is from the annotation of a GenBank genome assembly.
CUCUGUUUACAGAUAUCCUUGGAAGAGAUUCUAGAAUCCAUCUUAAUGUAUCCAAAUCGAACCAGAGAUGAAAUCUUUUAUAUCCACACUCAGUUAUGCAAAAGUUUUUAUUAUAAUACGAGUGGAAUAGCUCAAAUACCUUAGUUUGGGUUCGGAAUGUAAAUCUGUGAUUGCGGCUUGAUUUUGUAGCUGAAGAUUGCUCCUUACCGCCCAAGGUGACCAUACGAGAGUGGCUGAAGACAUAGGAAUCCACCAACGCUUUAGAGUCCGGGGAUCUGAAUGGCCAUCUUCGUUUCUUACCCUUGUUGCGGUGGAUCCAGUGAUUAUUAUAAUCUGUAAAUCUUGCCUUUUCAGGAGCUUGUGUGGAUGGUCGUUGAUUUGGAUAGAAGGAGCAUCGCGUAGAACAGCCAUAGUUUCUGGAAUUAGGUUUCCGGGAAGUGUGAUCGCCUCCUUUUCCAACGAUGGAGGCAUUCCUAAACAGGCUCGGUCUCAAAGGCAAGUUCUCCCUAUCCAUUCUCUCCACUACAAAAUUUUUGAUCAACUUUGAAGCUGAGGAAGACUACAUUUGCGUCCUAUGUCGUAAGACAUGGGAUAUACAUGGCCGGCUGAUGAGAGUCACCAAAUGGAGCCCUGGCCUCUCCCCGGAGAUUGAUAAUCCUGUUGUUCCGGUGUGGAUUUCCAUACCAGACCUACCUAUACAUCUUCAUGAUAUGAGGGCUCUCAAACUCAUCCUCUCUCAUCUUGGCAACCCCAUUAUGGUGGAUCUCAGCACCAAAAAUUUCUCUCGUCCCUCUCUUGCCAGGGUCUGUGUGGAGAUGGAUGUCUCUAACCUUCCGGUUCCUAAGGUCCUCAUCAUUCAUGGUCAAGAGGAAUUGAUCUUCCCAAUCCUUUUUGAAAACCCACCGGAAUAUUGCAAAAGGUGCCGGAAAUUGGGGCACAACGCCGGCAAGUGUGGUGGGGUCAAGGUAGUACAGGCUCCUUUGAGGUCUGAUACGAGACAUGGGGAAGGGGACAACUCUGUCCAGCCAGUGAACAAAGGCCAGAGAGAAGGGAAAGAGCACGUGAAGGGGGGUUCUUGGCAAACAGUUCAUUCCAAAAAAGAUAAAUCCAAGACAGGUGAAUCAUCUCUAUCAGCUGGGGCUCACUCCCAUGUGGUUAUGGAUGAUAACAACCUUAAUGGCCUUAAUGACGAUUCCAAGGUUGUUUUCAAGGGUUCCACUUACGCCAUUAACGAUCCAAACUUUCUUUGUUCCAAUACCAUGCGUCACCUUUUCCAGUACACCACACUCUCACCUAUCCUGGAGGAAGUCCCACUUAAUGAAGAGAGGUCCCUGGUGCCUUACAGGGGCUUUCGUGAUGAUCAUGGGCUCUCCCUGGACGAGCAUGACUUUGGUGGUGAUACAUGUAGGUUCUCUGAUGGUGAUAUUACUGAUAAUGACCUUGAAGAGAUUGAUAUGCAGUCCCCUCUUCCUAAGGGAAUGGAUGCUAUCCUGGAUACUCCCUUCCCCAAGUCCUCUUCUAAAGGUCGUACCCAUGCCAUGGUAACCAGAAAAAUGUCCUCCAACAAAUUUUCUCCCCUUAUGUCUCCAUGAAUGGUCUCUUUUGGAAUAUUCGUGGUAUUUUUUCUUCUCUUCCUAGGCUUCUUUCUCUCAAAAAGGAUCAUAAACUACUGUUUCUUUCUCUCUUGGAGCCUCUUCACAACCCUUCCCUCAUCUUUGAAUGUGCUACUUCUCUUGGCUAUUCCAAAUGUUUCAGUUCUCUCAACAACAAACUUUGGUUCUUUUG